Raphanus sativus (radish) is the source of this 1134-nucleotide messenger RNA. RefSeq names its product zinc transporter 3-like. The record is from RefSeq and is a predicted model, not a curated record. Gene Ontology annotation, cellular component: plasma membrane. Gene Ontology annotation, biological process: zinc ion transmembrane transport. The coding region runs from base 42 to 1043 and encodes 333 amino acids. The transcript is spliced from 3 exons. Gene Ontology annotation, molecular function: zinc ion transmembrane transporter activity. Lineage: Eukaryota; Viridiplantae; Streptophyta; Magnoliopsida; Brassicales; Brassicaceae.
CGUCUCUCCUUUGAAUACCCCUAAAUUACAAAAUAAAGAAUAUGAUGAAGAACAUGAAACUCCUACUCUUCUUUAUCUCCAUCUCCCUCCUCCUGAUCGCGGUUGCUGAAGCACAGGGAAACCCAAAAUGUCAAUGCUCACAAGACCACGACCAAGAAAACAAAGCCGGAGCUCGGAAAUACAAGAUUGCGGCCAUUCCUGCCGUUCUAGUAGCCGGAGUAAUCGGAGUUCUAUUUCCUCUCCUAGGCAAAGUUUUCCCUUCUUUGCGUCCAGAGACACCUUUCUUCUUCGUCACUAAAGCCUUCGCUGCAGGAGUGAUCCUUUCUACAGGGUUUAUGCACGUCUUGCCUGAGGCUUACGAAAUGCUUAACUCGCCGUGCCUGACUUCAGAAGCAUGGGAGUUUCCGUUCACAGGAUUUAUUGCGAUGGUCGCUGCGAUAUUGACGUUAUCAGUGGAUACAUUUGCCACUUCGAGUUUCAGUAAAUCUCAUUGCAAUGCGUCGAAGACGAUCCCUGAUGGAGAAACUGGCGAGGUGGUCGUUGACUCUGCCAAGGUGCAGAUGCUUCGGACAAGAGUUAUUGCACAGGUAUUGGAGCUGGGAAUAAUAGUACAUUCAGUGGUAAUAGGAAUAUCACUGGGAGCUUCACAAAGUCCAGAAGCUGCAAAAGCUCUCUUCAUUGCCUUAAUGUUUCAUCAAUGCUUCGAAGGUCUUGGCCUUGGUGGUUGUAUUGCUCAGGGCAAAUUCAAGUGUUUGUCAGUAACAAUAAUGUCUGUGUUCUUCGCGAUAACGACUCCAUUAGGUAUCGUUCUUGGAAUGGAAAUAGCGAAUACGUACGAUGAGUCUUCUCCAAUGGCUCUGAUCGUUCAAGGAGUAUUGAACGCUGCAUCCGCAGGUAUUCUCAUCUACAUGUCUCUGGUGGACCUUCUCGCAGCAGAUUUCAUGCAUCCCAAAAUGCAAUCCAACACUGGACUUCAAAUCAUGGCACAUAUUGCUCUUCUUCUUGGUGCUGGCCUCAUGUCUAUAUUGGCCAAAUGGGCUUGAUUAUUUUCUUAUUCAACACUCAAUUGUUUCUUCUUUUUGUCAAUCAUUUGUUCUUGUUUCUCCUUUAAAAAAAUAUUUUUUGAGAUCUCUA